Messenger RNA from Orcinus orca (killer whale), 2019 nucleotides. It is a transcript of the gene HPGD, whose product is annotated as 15-hydroxyprostaglandin dehydrogenase. The transcript has 5 exons. Bases 264 to 917 code for a protein of 217 amino acids. Gene Ontology annotation, molecular function: oxidoreductase activity, acting on the CH-OH group of donors, NAD or NADP as acceptor. Gene Ontology annotation, cellular component: cytoplasm. The record is from RefSeq and is a predicted model, not a curated record. NCBI's taxonomy places the organism in Eukaryota, Metazoa, Chordata, Mammalia, Artiodactyla, Delphinidae.
GGUGCCUCCCACCGCCAGUCAGGCAGCCACAGGCAGAGGGGAGGCUCUGAUCUGGGCUUGGCUGCGAGUCAGGAAGGCAAAGAUCGCGGAACCGGAGCGCUCAGGGCCAGGUGACACAAUCGUGGGUGCCCGGCGCUGCUUGACAGCUUCAUCCCCGCCCACUGGCAGGAGAACGCGGACGGGCAGCACGCGAGCGCGCAGGGUCCUUAAAAGCCGCGGCCGCGCGGAGACGCCGAGCACGCCCACCGCGCGCAGGCGGCGACAUGCACGUGAACGGCAAAGUGGCGCUGGUGACCGGCGCGGCCCAGGGCAUCGGCCGAGCCUCCGCCGAGGCGCUGCUGCUCAAGGGCGCCAAGGUAGCGCUUGUCGAUUGGAAUCGUGAAGCAGGUUUAAAGUGUAAAGCUGCCCUGGAUGAGCAGUUUGAACCUCAGAAGACUCUCUUCAUCCAGUGCGAUGUGGCCGAUCAGGAACAACUAAGAGAUACUUUUAGGAAAGUUGUAGACCACUUUGGAAAACUGGACAUUUUGGUGAAUAAUGCUGGAGUGAAUAAUGAGAAAAACUGGGAAAAAACUCUGCAAAUUAAUUUGGUUUCUGUCAUCAGUGGAACCUACCUGGGUUUGGAUUACAUGAGCAAGCAAAAUGGAGGUGAAGGUGGCAUCAUUAUUAAUAUGUCCUCUUUAGCAGCCUUUGAUCUAAUGCCAGAGAGUGAAAGCAAUGCAAGAGGAAACAUUCUGCAGGACUGCAGUGAAAAAUGUCAUUGGAAUGCCACGAGAGUCAUAAAGCUAAGUGCCACUCUAAAAAUGCAAACAAAUUCUGAUUGCAUCUGCAAUUCUUCCUUUAAAGGAAAGUAUGUGUUUUGCAGCUGGCUUCUUAGACAGAACCAACACAACAGUAUUUGCUCUCUUUUGCUGCUGUGACACUUUGAACCAGUUUGGGUUCAGAAGUUCAGUGCCUCCACAUGCAUAACAGAAAUUCAUUCCCAUUCAUCUUUGACAUCCUUGUGUUUUUUGUGGCUGUCAACAGCUCAUCUCUGACUCAGGUUCACUCUGCAUUUCCUGCUGUCCGUGAAUGCCACCUACAACCACUACCUUGGUCUCAUAAACAUUGAAGGAGCGGGUAGAACAGUGACUAACUUACAAGAACAAGAAGCAGCAACGCCUGGCUGCACCUGUUUAUUGUCUUUAUCUCAAUCUUCUAAUACACCUGUUCACCCUGUGGAGGCAUCAUGAAUUCUUGUUGACCGACACUGACAAACUUAAUUAACUUACACACGCUACUGAACAGAAAAAACAAAACAAAACAAAACAAAACAAAAAGAGAACCACGUUACAGUACUUUGAGAUCAUUGGGAGGACGCACUCUGUGUGAUCUACCAUCCCCAGGGAUUUAAACUGCUCUUGAGCAAACGUACUUCAUAAAUUGAGACCUGGCAGGCACCCAGGGAGUGGUUAAGGUCCGCCAUUAUUACUGCACUUUGGUACAACACGCUCACCAUCGGUGGGGUUCUGGGACUAGUUAGCUGAGUGGAGAUGACCACGCCUCAGCAGAAUCAUUUAGUAGUAUCAUGACAUUUGACAUUAAUAACAUUAAAGUAAUAAGGGAUCGCUCUUCCUUGGAGAAAUCACAAAUUUUAAAAAUGGUAGAACGCGUUAACUCAAGAAAUUAGUUAAAAGCCAAGAUGUACAAAUGGCUCUAGUUAAAAGUUUCACUAUUCAUUGAGACAGAGAAUUGACCAUUAUGAGAAAUAAGCUUGAUAGUGAUAAUAACUACAGAAAAAUCAGUUUUUCUUGUUUUGUUUCUUCUGGUAGAGGGGAGCGGGUAACGUCGGGCUGGGAGAUAGGGGGGAAAAGAUGCCAUACCUGCUGCAGUACCACUUUUUCUCCACACCAUGGAUUUAAUCAUAAUUUUGAGCAGUUACUAUUGUGUGUAAAUGGAAAAUUAAGCCAAUUCUAAAGCUGCUUGAAUUCUGUUGCUGAGUACGUAAUUAUGAAAGGAAAUAAAAUAGGAUCAAACAUUUUU